CGAUGGAAGCGCGCUCCCGACACUUCAGGUGAAUGAGAGAGUGGGAAAGGACACACUUCGCCCUGCGUCGCAUUUAAAAGACACACAAUUAGAAGAAAAUGACUUAUAUUUCCUCGUUUGGGGCGCAUGUUUCCAUGGCAGCAUAUCUACUCCUCCUGAUGGGAUGCGCAGCACAGAAAGUAUACUUUGACUGUGGUGCCAAGGUGGAUGUGGUGGAUGCCCAAGGACUGAUUCUCUCCCCUGGCUUCCCCUACAACUACUCUUCCGGGACCCACUGUGUUUGGCAGUUCUUCGUACCUGUCGAUUAUCAGCUCAUACUUGAGAUAUUUGACUUUGACGUGUUUGAAAGCCACGAGUCCACCGCACAGUACUCCGUCAUUUCCAAUUAUGAAGGGGACAAUGGAGAAGACGAGCUGACGUUCACACCUUACGGGUUCCAACUCGACGGAGCUUCGGCGGCAGAAAGAGACGUGGCGGAUCAGGGGGAGGCCAAAAAUAUCCAGAAGUCCUCUCGGGACGGUGAGAUGGAGCAGGCGGUGGUCCAAGAACGGUCCACAAAAACAGCCAAAGUCUCAAACUCCGCCAAAAGAUCUGUAAAUGGUUCUUCUGGCCUUAUGUCGCCUCCACCGGCCUCUCUCCUCCUUCCUGGAGCGCCGUCCUAUGAAGAUAGGGCCUUCAACACGGCUUCCUCCCCUCGACUUAAGGCAGAGCCCGACCCUAGUUCCAAACCAAGGAUGUCCAUGGCGGAUACCACCGUUGCCUCGCUACAAUCCACUGACACUCCGGCUGCGAGCCCUGGAACCCAGCAGUCGGUCCUGGACGCCUGCCCCCAUGAUGUCCUCUAUAUCUCAGACCUCAUCACCUUCUCCUCAAGAUUCUGUGGCUCCAACCGACCGCCCAGCAGCCAGCUGGUUUUUGGCUCCAGCCAGGAGAUGGUGGAGGUGAUCAUGGAGCUUAUCACUACCACUCAUUGGGGGCGGGGCUUUGCCCUCCUCUUCCACUACAACAACGUGACCAAACCGGUGGGGGAACGGCGGAGCUUCACUUCCGCAUCCACCAGGGCAGACUCUCUGCUGGCCGCUGUGAGUGGAGCUGCCUUCUUCGCUUUGAUACUCACUACUGCCGUCUGUGUUGUGUUCAGACCCACACUAUGUCCAAAAAGAGAGAGUUCCUGUGCAUCUACUGACUCUGAGGUGCCAGAGGGGAUGCAGAACACGGGGGAGGAGGUAAGUGAGCUGCAACCAAUAGCUGAGAAUCCCAGCAUCCAGGAGGCCAUCAGGGACCAGGACCACCUGAAGUACAGUCCGCCACACACAGUCAGAGCUGCUGUUGGCUCUUCCCAAAAUCUAGAACUGGACCUUUCCUCCAGCGGCUUGCCGGAGUUUGAGCUUGGUCCUGAUGAAGUUUUUAUUAUAUCGCCGAGCCCGAGCCUGACCCGGCCUUCUUUCUCCCCACACACAAGGGAGAGGUUCUUGAGGCACAGUGACACCGGUCCCAGUUCCGUUGGCGAUUGGACCCCACCGCACUCCUCCAAUUUACCUGCCGGUCCCUCCGGAGCCAGCCUUUCCAGACCAAGAGCGUGGAGCGUGCGCACCUUCCAGGACUUCCUCCCUCCGCUGCCGCAGCUCCACAGGAAGUGGUGCAGCUGGAACUCUACCAGCCCUUUCACCAAGCUGGUGGACAGCGCUCCUCCCUGCUUGGUGGACAACAACAGGAAGUCUUUCUCCAAUGUUCACCUGGACAGCAGCACCAUGUCUGACUCUCCUAUCAGCAACGCUUCCUAUCCACUGGCUCAGGCCGCCCAAAGGCAGCGGCGUCUCAACUCGACCAGCAACCUGCGCCGCUCCCGCUUCACAGGGCCUUGCUUUGGUCUGUUCUCUGGGACGGCCGACGCAUCAAAGUCCUCCGGGCUCAGUCAUGGCCAGAGUUCCCAACCGGAGCCCAUCUCGUCUGCUUCCUCCAUCCAGUGCCCCGUGGAGGGCGGCCUGGCUGCCAAGAGGCAUGACUUCCCAGGAGAGGGCGAACACCUGCCUGUGUUUGCUAUUUCCGAGGAAGAGGACCGGCAGCCUUUGGUCUUAGCUGAACACCUAACUCAAACCCCUGACGCCAUCAUCCUGAACGGACUAGUGCGAGAGACAUUCGAGGGAAAAAGACCCACUAGCGCUACUCCUCAGAACCAGAAGGCUAGACCGGAGUGGAGGGCAUGCGGGAGUCCGGUGUCAGGUGGGGUUUGUCCACUCCCUUCCAACACCACCAUGACCGGGUCAAACACCAUCAGUGGCUGCCAGCUGCCUCUCAGUCAGCCCGCAGUGUUGUGCAUCAACCACAUGUGACCGACAAGGUCCCAUAAAGACCGUGGUGGGCCUUUUUAUUAAAGCCCCUUUGUUUGAUCUCAAAACCUCUGACAGAAUCUACUCGCAAGUUGAUUAUUACUUUCUGGAAUACGCGUUCUGGAUGCUGCUUGAUAUAUGCCGAGGUCCAUACUGCUGUGGUGUCAUGUUUUAAAAAUGCUUCCAACAAAGAACAGUAUUUUGGAUUGUAGACUAAAAUCCCAACUUUUAGGAGCACUUUUUUUAAACUGGGUUUAUUGAUCGAUUUCAUAUAUUUUGGUAAAUUGUACUCCAAACACUGCACUACUUUUCAGUUAUUCGUUCAAUGUGAACAUUGUAAUAUGUGCCAAUACCUUUUCCAUCACGUGUCGUCUUCUGACCUUUGUUUGUUUUUACUGGACGUCCAAGACUUGUUACUCAGAUUUGUUCUGUAAAGUAUAAAUCAUGCAUGUAUCGCCUAUGAACUAUCUAUACAUUUCCUGGAUUAUGAAAGGGAAAUCAACAUACUGUAAAGCAUAUACUAAUGUACAUUUCUAGUGAAAUUUAGUUUAAAGAAAAAGAAAUAGCAAUCACAAUAGUAUUUAUUAAAUGAGUUGACAUGGAAUAAUGUAAAGUUGAAAUAAAGGCUGUCAUUCUCAUGUGUAGUAUUUCAUAUUUCAAAUAUGAUGAAAUCAUCAGUUCCGUUUAGUUUCAUUGAUGAGUUGUGUUCCCGUACGAGUCCUUUAUUUUAUUUUCAACCUAGGCUCCUCUGGG
Molecule: messenger RNA, 3083 nt
Organism: Nerophis ophidion (straightnose pipefish)
Lineage: Eukaryota; Metazoa; Chordata; Actinopteri; Syngnathiformes; Syngnathidae
Exons: 7
Coding region: 99-2333 (744 amino acids)
Source: RefSeq, a predicted model, not a curated record